Candidula unifasciata is the source of this 264-nucleotide messenger RNA. The record is from the annotation of a GenBank genome assembly. Lineage: Eukaryota; Metazoa; Mollusca; Gastropoda; Stylommatophora; Geomitridae.
AUGGCUGCUCUACCUAUGAACCCUAAACCAUUCUUGAAUGGUCUGACUGGCAAACCUGUCUUGGUCAAGCUCAAGUGGGGUAUGGAAUACAAAGGUUACCUGGUCUCUGUUGAUGGCUACAUGAAUCUCCAGCUGGCUAACACAGAAGAGAUCAUUGAGAAUGUGCUCGCAGGAAAUCUGGGAGAAGUACUCAUCAGGUGCAACAAUGUUUUGUACAUCCGUGGUGUUGAGGAAGAAGAUGAGGAGGGUGAGACUAGAGAAUAA